UAUCAGAUUAAAUUGGUCGGGUUAUAAUGGUCGUUGAAUCAGUAUUUAACCAUUUGCUUGCUGAACUUGAUGACAAAUUUACCGGUUUGGAUCAGUGUAUCAGGAAAUUGCAUGAGAUCGUUAAACAAUUCGUGAAAAGCAGAAAGGGUAGUUCGGCAGUUGUUAUCGGACCCAAAUCAUCUGGCAAACGUUCAGUUAUAUCAAAGGUUGUAAUGGAUUAUGCGGAUGAUAUGGAAAUAGUUUUUAUUGAUGGAUUGAUUCUAAAAAAUGAUACUGAUGCAUUAAAAAUAUGCAGCACAUCUGAAUCCAAUUCGGGGCAACUACAGUUUGUUAUCGUGUUCAACUUUGAUCAGUAUGUAACGCGAGGACGACAAACUCUCCUUUAUACACUUCUGAAUGCAUCACGUUCUGGACCUGUUUUUGUGCUCUGUGUUAGCUCUCAUCAGGACUGUACCGAAUUAUUGGAGAAGCGUGUGCGUUCACGUCUUUCCAAUGUGUUCAUAUCGUUUGCGCAGUCAUCUAUAUCAUUUGAUGAUUUUACAAAGGCAUUUGCCACGUUUCUACAUACUAACGUAAAAGAAUACCAACAGAAUAAUAAUCUUAUUCAGGCAUUCAUUGCUAAUGAGUGUGUAGAGCGUAAACUGCGUCAAAUAUACGAUGAAACACGGAGUUAUUGCAUUCUAAAACAGAUCACUGCUACUUUUCUGUGUUUUAUGGACGCAGAGCAUAUCGAAAGUCUAGCAAGUCCUCACGCUUCGCGAAUAUUUAUUGAAGCAAAAAAUGCUAUCAUUGCUAAUGAAGAUACGAUGAAAUCAAUCAUUUUAAGUUUGACAUUGCGACAACUGUGUCUUUUAUUAUGCUCCGUUCGUUUGGUGCAUUGUCAGCGACGACAGGAUUUCACAUUUCGUGAAAUUAUUCUCGAUUACCGCAAACUGGUCAACAAAUAUCUGCCAACGCUGAAUGUAAAAGACGAUUUGAUACUGCUGAAGGAACUAGAUACAUUGUGCAGUCUGACCGUGUUGGAAGAAAGAGAUCAAUGCGGACAGUUAUUGUUCAGGCGGACAUCUCUGCAGGUAGAUAUUGAUUUGGUGUUGAAUUGUGUAAAGGAAUUUACACCUCUUCCAACAGCUUUGUUACAUUGGAUAGAUGAUCUUGAGAAGUAGAAGAAUGAAUGGAUGGAUCGUAGGUAGUGUAACGCUUGGGUCUUCUACUACAUGGUUUUCUUCGAGUACGUAAUGCAAGAGUAUGUUAAAGAUUCUUGUUCCAUUUAUACCCGUUUACUGUUUAAUUUUAACAAAAAAG
This is a messenger RNA of Loa loa (African eye worm), 1302 nucleotides long. RefSeq lists its product as hypothetical. NCBI's taxonomy places the organism in Eukaryota, Metazoa, Nematoda, Chromadorea, Rhabditida, Onchocercidae. Gene Ontology annotation, cellular component: nucleus; nuclear origin of replication recognition complex. Gene Ontology annotation, biological process: DNA replication initiation; DNA replication. The record is from RefSeq and is a predicted model, not a curated record. The transcript has 9 exons. Bases 27 to 1163 code for a protein of 378 amino acids. Gene Ontology annotation, molecular function: DNA replication origin binding.